GGAAACGUCAAAACAACAAGAUUGUCAAAAGUAUAUCAUACGUUCAGUACGCAAAUUUAAGCUAAUAUUGAUGAUAAAUUAAUUAGUUUAUUGUGCAUCAACAACAGUAAUUAUCGUUAAUUGUCAUUGGACAAUUAAAUAUGUCGAUUUUGUAAAACAUCCAGACCUGCAUACUUGGUCGCCAAAUAAUAAUGGACACAGAACAGGGUAACAACGGUGACAUAUGCCGCGUGUGCCGCUCUGAGGGUGUAGCCGACCGUCCCUUGUUCCAUCCGUGCAUCUGCACCGGCAGUAUCAAGUGGAUCCAUCAGGAGUGCCUAAUGCAGUGGAUGCGCUACUCGCGCAAAGAAUACUGCGAACUAUGCGGCCACCGUUUCUCCUUCACACCCAUCUAUUCGCCGGACAUGCCGCGCCGAUUGCCACUGCGGGAUCUUCUCGGUGGCCUCGUCAAUUCGGUCGCAACUGCCGUCAAGUACUGGUUCCACUAUACUUUGGUGGCGAUCGCUUGGUUGGGUGUCGUGCCCCUAACCGCAUGCAGAAUAUACAGAUCACUGUUCACUGGAACUUUGGACGCAAUUUUGACCCUUCCCUUUGAGAUGUUAUCAACUGAGAACAUCGUUUCGGAUAUUUUUCAAGGUUGCUUCGUUGUAUUGUGCACCUUGUUCGCCUUCGCUGGUCUAGUUUGGUUGCGGGAACAAAUCGUGCACGGUGGCAACCCGGAGUGGUUGGCUAGGGAGAACGGGGCGGCUCCGGGACUCGGAGAAGAUGGUGCUCCGCCCCGUUUAUUGGAUAACAUACCGGAAGAAGAAGAAGCAGGCGACGCGCCCGCAAACGGCCGAGUCCCUGGUGAAAACCAACGUGAUGACAACGAAGAAGCGCGCGGUGACGGAGGGGCUGUCGCCAAUGGGGCGGUAGACGCCGAGGGCAACGUGGUCGGAGACGACAACAACUGGAUACCAAUGGAGUGGGACCGGGCCGCCGAAGAAAUAACAUGGGAACGUUUGCUCGGCCUCGACGGCUCCCUGAUGUUCCUCGAGCACGUCUUCUGGGUCAUCUCGCUGAACACGCUCUUCAUCUUGGUGUUCGCUUACGCGCCUUAUCAUUUCGGCGCGUUGACUGUCUCCCUUUUGGGCUUCAAGGAGACCGAUUUGACGAGCCAUUUUGACGGUUUGCUAACAACUUUGGUCGGGUACUGUACCGUCGGUUUGCUGUUCCUGCUGUUCAACCGCAUUACUGGUUGGCUCGGCUUUUAUAACAUAUAUUCCAGAACCAAAAGGAUCUUGGGUCUGUGCUUCCUGGUGGUGAAGGUGUCUCUACUCUCGGUCCUUGAGAUCGGCAUAUUGCCCUUAGUGUGUGGCUGGUGGCUCGACAUUUGUUCGCUUGCCAUGUUCGAUGCGACUCUCAAGGACCGCGAAGCCAGCUACCGUGCGGCGCCGGGCACCUCCAUCUUCAUCCACUGGUUAAUCGGCAUGGUCUACGUCUACUAUUUCGCCUCUUUCGUCCUCUUGUUGAGGGAGAUCCUUCGUCCAGGUGUUCUGUGGUUCCUACGUAACUUCAACGACCCAGAUUUUAGUCCAAUUCAAGAGAUGAUUCAUUUGCCCAUACUGGAACACACUAGAAAACUCCUAAUUUCCGCCGUAAUCUUCGGUAGUGCAGUUUUACUGAUGUUGUGGCUGCCUAUUCGCGUGCUUAAGUGGUUGCUCCCUAACUUCCUCCCCUACACUGUGUCUCUUAACGACGAGACUCAAAUCAACGAACUGUCUUUGGAGUUGCUCCUUCUCCAAGUUAUUCUUCCCGCCCUUCUAGAACAGUCUCACACCAGAGUGUGGCUCAAGGGUCUCGUUCGCAACUGGUGUCGCGCUGUGUCGUGGCUGCUCAACAUCCACUCAUAUUUGCUCGGCGACGCAGAGGUAAAGCCAGCCGUACCAGUCGACAAUGGAGCUGGGGGAGACGGCCAAAACAGAAGAAAUGGAGCCAGGAGGGCCGAUCAAAACUUGCCCGAACCCGCAGCCGGUUUGGGAGCCGUUCACCAAGCUUUGCACAUGUUGGAACCUCCGACCGGAUACAUACCGUACGAGAAGCCGUCGUUCUUCAUAGCACGCCUCUUCGGCCUGCUGAUUGCCAUCUGCAUAUCGCUGAUAGUGUCCAGUCUGAUUGCGCUGACGUUGCCCGUGUGGUUGGGACGCAGUGUGAUGGCUCUGUGGUUGGUCGGAGCCCCUCCCCCCGGUCCACAACUGUCCGCCUCUGAGGCGCAGACCGAGGUCAAAGUGCACGAAUUGUACACUGCCGCAUGCGGCUUGUAUCUGUGCUGGCUGAAGGCGCGCGCCAUCACACUGGUGGUAGGAUGGUUGCCGCAAGGCAGGGCCGCGAUGAUGCAGCGUUUGAAGCAAUGGUGCAUGCUAGGUUUGAAAACGUUUGUUGCUAGCGUCCUCCUUCUCGGCGUCAUACCAUUGUUGUUCGGAUUGCUGUUGGAGCUGGUGGUCAUUAUACCGUUGCGCGUUCCCAUACACCAGACGCCGAUCCUGUUCAUCUGGCAGGACUGGGCCUUGGGUGUGCUGUAUACGAAAAUAGCCUGCGCCAUAACAAUGAUGGGACCGGAUUGGUUCUUGCGGAAUGCAAUCGAAAGGGCGUACAGAGACGGCAUCAGAGAUAUGAAUUUAGGUUUUAUUUUUAAGGAGCUGGCGGUUCCAGUCAUCAUCCAUUUCGGCUUGGCCUUGGCUGUACCAUACAUUCUGGCCUAUUCAAUCGUACCAAUCUUUGUGACCAAUCUGCACCUGAGGAAUCUGAUUGCCAGACGUCUGUACCCGUUUUUAUUGUUGGUGUUGGCCGUUUCCGUCGUGGUUUUGAUGCAGGUGCGCCAGUUCAAGAAAUUAUACGAACACAUCAAGAACGACAAGUAUUUGGUUGGCCAGAGACUGGUGAACUACGACCAUCGCAGGAAGGCCCAAAAUUCAACAUAGCCGCCGGUAGAUUGUCCGACGACUUGACCGUAAGCUUGUAUCAAGUUUCAAAUUUUAUUACUGACUUUGUCCAGGUGUAAAAAUCGAACCAUCACAACAGGACGUGAUCCCCCUCGCUCGAACUGGUGUACUUAAUUGUAAUUUGGCGACGGUGUGUAUCCGAAUUUGUGUUAGUGUUUGAACAAUUUACUUACUUGAUAUUCUCUCGCACAUUCUAGUUUCUUUUUGUAGGAUAAUUUAACAUUAAUCUUGUGUAGUGCCGGACAAUCAGUCGCUUUGGUUAUGUAUGGUUCGAACUUUUAAUUUACUGAGGAUAAAUUCUAUUUGCCUAUAGUACUGAUUGUUAUCUACGGUAAGGCAUCGACUUUAUUGUAUAUAAAAUAAUUUAUUUCAAUUGUUUUUGAAUAAACAUAUUUUAAAACAAA
Molecule: messenger RNA, 3385 nt
Organism: Aethina tumida (small hive beetle)
Lineage: Eukaryota; Metazoa; Arthropoda; Insecta; Coleoptera; Nitidulidae
Product: E3 ubiquitin-protein ligase MARCHF6
Exons: 7
Coding region: 192-2960 (922 amino acids)
Cellular component (GO): endoplasmic reticulum membrane
Molecular function (GO): zinc ion binding
Source: RefSeq, a predicted model, not a curated record